Molecule: messenger RNA, 2345 nt
Organism: Cuscuta campestris
Lineage: Eukaryota; Viridiplantae; Streptophyta; Magnoliopsida; Solanales; Convolvulaceae
Source: the annotation of a GenBank genome assembly
GUCGCCGCAGCCGCCGCGUCCAUGGGAACCGAAAUAGAAAAAGCAGUUCAACCGACCUCGCCCGGCGGAGACCGCGGCGGCGACGAUCUGUUGUUCGAGAUCGCGUCGGUAAAGUGUAUGAGCGGAAGAAAUUCAUCAAGAGGGGAGGAGAGCGAUGAAGACAGCAGCGCGAGCAGCUUGUUUUCCUACGAUUUUGACGGCGAAGAAGACUGCGGUAGUCAUGGCGUCGCCGCCGUGUACGUCGCCGUGGGGAGCGGAUCGAAAAUUGACGCGGAGGCCAGCAUGGAUGCGCUGAUGUGGGCCCUCGGCAAUGCCGCGGAACCGGUGCGGCGGCGCUCCUCCUCUUCUUCUGUGGUGGUGAUUCUGGUUCAUGUUUUCCCAAAGAUUAAGUUCGUCCCUUCUCCACUGGGGAUGAUUCCAAUAAGCAAAGUGAACCAAGAACAGAAAGAUAACCACAAAACUCAUGAAAGAAACCAGAGGAUGCAGUUCCUUCAAAAGUUUCUUGAUGUCUGCUCCGCUUCAAAGGUGAAAGCAGAUACCCUACUUAUAGAGAGUGAUACAGAGGCAAAAGCAAUACUGGACCUCAUUCAUAUCUGUAACAUCAGAAAACUGGUUUUGGGCACUCCCAAAGCAAAUCUGAGGAAAAUGAAGUGGAAAAAGGGGAAGAGCACAGCUAAGGAGAUAGUGAAAAAUGCACCAGAGUUUUGUGAUAUAAAGAUCAUAUGUGAAGGCAAAGAAGUGGCAAUGGAGGAACAGAUGAUGACUGAGUCUUCUUCAUCAAGUGAGAGAGCCACCCUUGAUGACAAUCAAAAACCUGUUCAUGCUGGCAUAAUCCAGAGCCAAAAUGAUUAUUUUCGUUGGAUGUAUCAUUUGAGAUUGAGGAGACAUUAUCUCCCAAUUAACCUUCUUCAAAGUUAUCAUCAUAGAAUGACUUACUCAGCAAUGGGCUCACGCCAGAGAAUAUGUUUGCUAAUGUGUUGCUUGGCAAUAUGGGUCCAAUCCAACGGAUCAGAAGCCCAGCUUAUUUAUAAUACCAUUGUCCAGAGCGGCGUUGAUAAAGGAGCCGUAUGUCUGGAUGGGAGUCCGCCGGCAUAUGUUUUGGAUCGUGGGAGUGGCGAUGGAGCUAACAAUUGGUUGGUUUACGUUCAAGGUGGAGGGUGGUGCAUAAACAACACCAAUUAUGAUACUCCUGAUAAUACCCUUGAAACCUGUGAGCACCGUGCAACUGGUGACUUGGGUUCAUCAAUCGCAAUGAAGCCUUUUGAAUUCAACCAUAGUGUUUAUGGCAACGAGUCAAGCAUGAGCUAUUUCUACAACUGGAAUCGAGUCAUUCUCAAGUACUGUGACGGUGCUUCGUUUGUCGGAGAUGCCGAUCAGCCCGAUCCGGUUACUAAACUUUACUAUCGAGGAGCAAGGAUCUUUGGUGUCCUAGUAAGGGAUUUGAUGGAAAAGGGAUUGAAAGAUGCCCAAAAUGUACUUCUUGCCGGAGGUUCUGCCGGUGGGAUUGGUGUCAUGGCACAUUGUGAUCGUUUUCGAGACCUUUUUCCUCAGAACGUUAGAGUAAAAUGUCACAUUGACAGUUCUAUCUUCCUACAUGUGAAGGAUCCCGAGAGAGCAAAAUUCUUUGAAGGUCUUUUUGGUAACAUUGUUGGCCUACAUAAACCUGAGAAGGCAUUACCUGCGGAGUGCAUCUCAAAAAUGGGUGCAUUAUCAUGCUUUUACCCCCAAAAUUUGGCGAAAUAUGUGAAAACUCCCCUUUUCAUUUUGAAUUCGGCACAAGAUUCAUUUCAGGUGAGACACAUUUUCUCGGAGGAGUUAUACGCGCAAGUUAAGGACCAUAUGGUUUCAGACAAGAAACGAUAGACGCAUUGCCUGCACCAAGUGCGACAAACGGAUAUUUGAUUACUUCGCGCUACAGUCAUAGCUUUGGCUCGGGGAUCGGCUACAAAAUUCCCAUGUUUGCUGACCCUAACUCAAAGUCAUUUGAGAGCGCAUUACUGGACUGGUACUUCGACCGAAAUCAAGUACACCUCAUCGACCCAAGGGAGGAGCCAUUCUAUGAAAAGACACCUAACUCUUUCUCAAACUUUUUCCAAUGAAAUCCAAUGUAUUAUUGCACAAUAGAUAUUGCACAGGUCGAUCAAUAGAUCAUUGUUAUUUCUUCUGUAUGCACGCUAUUGUGCUAAUUAAUAUGAAUGAAGCAAUCUCUUAUCCAUUUCAAUACUUCUUGUAAUGUUUCCAUAUAUGCUUCUGCAAUUCUAAACAUAUUGUGGCUAGUUAGAUUGAAUGGACAAGUGACUUUUGCCAUGCAUCAAAUAUUGAUUUAAUAAGAGAUAAGUCAAAUA